AUGAGCGACGACAAAGAAUUAAUUUCUUCUUUAGCGGAAGCAAUUGAAGGAAACAAUUACUUACUCACUGAAAUUCUUGUUCGUGUGCCUCUCAGAGAUGUCAUAACUUUUAAACGUGUCUCCAAGCGGUGGCUCUCACUCAUCUCCGCCCCUUACUUCUCUCGCAUCCGCACCACCGUCCAAAGAACAACAGUCUCCGGUGUGUUCCUAAAUCCCGGCAUCAAUCCUGUAGACCCUGAAUUAACAUUCUUCUACUUGGAUAAAAAAAUUCGCAGAUUUCGUCCCAAAAUUCCCGAUAAUUCUUCACGGAUAUUACAAUCUUGUAACGGCUUGAUAAUGCUCUUCCAUCCAGGGAAAGACGUGUUUAUGUAUAACCCCACCACCGGAGCCAAGAAACUCUUGCCGCCGCCCUUUCCAUCCUUUGAUGAAUCAUCUUUCGCGUUUUACUCUUUGGCUUUUGAUCCCUUGCGAUUUUUUGGUUAUAAGCUUAUCUGCAUUUUUAAGUCUUCAAAGGAAGACUUCUACCAAACCAUGAUUUACUCCUCGGAAUCUGGUGCUUGGAAGCACUGCGGUUCUUCCUUCUCGGCUCCCUACGACAUGGAUUUUACACAUGGUGUUUAUUUCAAGAACUCAGUUUACUGGAUCAGCAUCAACACCAAAACGACUUUGCGUUUUGAUCUGAACAAAGAGUGCGUGAAGGAUGACAUGCCUCCUUUACCACCGCAACCUCCUGAUCAUAAUGUCGCUGAUCCUAGUUACUUGAAUUUCAUGAGAAUUUACUCAGGAUUUGAUAAUAAUAGAUAUGGAUACAUUCUUGCACCUGCGUGCGGUUACAUGAAUUUGGUUAUAUUUGACUAUGAAUUCUGUAUAAGCGUGUUCCAGUUGAAGGAAGAUUCUUCUUCUUCUUCUUCGUCAAGGUCGUGGGUUCUUAUGUAUAGCGUUGAUCUUCGACGCACAAAUCUUGAAACUGUUUUUCAUGUAAAUCUUAUUGAAAACUACUCUUUUGAAGGGUAUGAAUACAGUAUAAUUCAUCUCAUUGAAGAUGGGGAAAAUGAGAUGGCUUUGUUAUUGCAGAGACCGGACAAAGUUAUUACUCUGCGGUUAAAGGAUCAUACAUAUUAUGAUGUGUUUGACAUAAAAAUAAAAAGAAAUCCCCGCCAUUAUUGUAGUUUUCCAGGAGUUAUGGGGUGGUACAGAGCCUUUGAAUACGUUGAGAGCUUAGCUUGUGUUUAG
Molecule: messenger RNA, 1233 nt
Organism: Arachis stenosperma
Lineage: Eukaryota; Viridiplantae; Streptophyta; Magnoliopsida; Fabales; Fabaceae
Product: F-box protein At5g07610-like
Exons: 1
Coding region: 1-1233 (410 amino acids)
Molecular function (GO): protein binding
Source: RefSeq, a predicted model, not a curated record